AUGGCUGCACUUGAACUCGGUGGAGGGCUGAGCCCGCUGCACAGUCCCAGCGCGGGGCCCCUACGGCGGCGCGGCCCCGACCCGCGCGGCCGGAGAUGGGCGCGGAAGGCGCCCCCCGAAGGCGGGCGCGGCCCGGAGUGUUUACCGUCCGCGUCGGCCCGGGGGAGCCGCUCCCUCGCGUCCCGAGCACUUGUUCGCGGAGCCCAGCAACAGGAGGGACCCUCGAAGGGGCCGCGGCUCCCGGCGCCGGGGGAGUCGUCUUCGCCCGAGGGGCCCCCCGCGGCCGCGGCCGCGCCCCCCGCGCCGGGAGCGGCGGCGACCCCGAAGCCGGGCGGCGGGAGCUGGGAGGCGCGCCGCGGCGGCGGAGCAGACAAUGAGCGAGGGGGCGACAAGGGGGAGGAGGGGGCCGCGGGGCACCCCCCACCGCCGCCCCUUCAUCCCCGCCCGCCCCCUCCUGGCCCCGCGGCCCCGCCCCCCUCCCGGCGCUGGUCCCGGCCGCGGCCCCCAGGAGCGGCCGCAGGAGGAGGGGCCCGCGCGCCUCGCCCGCGACCCCUCCCCAAAUCACAGAACUUCCCCCAACUCCGCCAACUAAGUUGCGCUCUCACCGUGCGGCGCCCGGGGCUCCCCCGCGGGCCCAGCCGGAGCAGCUCCGCACCGUCGCCACCGAGAAGGACAAUAGGCAGCCGCUCACCCGGCGGCGGCGACGGCUUGAGGCAGCGGCGGCCGAGGCAACGAGCGGGCACGGCGAUCUCAGCGGAGCCCAGAAGCUUCGCCGCGGCUGCUCCGGCUCCGCGCUGGCCCCGCACACAGCCCAACCCGCCGCGCAUGCGCCACAAGCCGCUCGGGCACGGGCGGGGCACUUGGGGAGGGCAGUAA
Messenger RNA from Mustela lutreola (European mink), 876 nucleotides. Its product is annotated as basic salivary proline-rich protein 2-like. The transcript has a single exon. The record is from RefSeq and is a predicted model, not a curated record. Lineage: Eukaryota; Metazoa; Chordata; Mammalia; Carnivora; Mustelidae. Bases 1 to 876 code for a protein of 291 amino acids.